AUGGCGGUCGUCCUGCUCUUCCUAAGCCUUAGCAUCCUCCUUGUGUCGGCAGCGGCAACGGGGCAGCUCUGCGGCAGCGGCGGCAACUACACGGCCAACAGCACCUACCAGUCCAACCUUGCCGCCGUCGCCGCCACCCUCCCCAACAAGGCGUCUUCCUCGUCGCAACUGUUUGCCACCGCGACCGCCGGCCAAGCCUCCGACGUGGUGUACGCGCUCGCGCUCUGCCGUGGCGACACGGUGAACGCCGCGGCCUGCAGGGACUGCCUCGCCGCCUCGUUCCGGGAAGCGCAGCGGGCGUGCCCGUUCCAGCAGGGCGCCACCGUCUACUACGACGGCGGCGAGCAGCAGCAGCAACAACAGCAGACUGCACGCCGGAUCUGCCCACUGGGGACUGCCUGGCGUGCCUCCAGCAGAUCAUCGCCAUGGUCAACACCACCACGGCGGUGCGCCUGGGUGGACAGAUCCUCGUGCUGCGCUGCAACAUCAGGAAAAGGAAUCAAACCAUGGGUAAUUGCCAUAUCUGUAGCUGCUCCAGUAGCACUUAUCGCAUUCUGCUUCAUCGUUUGCUAUCCUCGGCUCAGAAGAAGGCACAGAAAAGGUCAGGUGAGAUUGCGAGAAAAGCGGCACACCCACGAGUCGCAAGGAGGAGAUGAACAU
Messenger RNA from Triticum aestivum (bread wheat), 660 nucleotides. Its product is annotated as cysteine-rich receptor-like protein kinase 10. The annotation marks the transcript as partial. The record is from RefSeq and is a predicted model, not a curated record. The transcript is spliced from 4 exons. Lineage: Eukaryota; Viridiplantae; Streptophyta; Magnoliopsida; Poales; Poaceae.